Messenger RNA from Chrysoperla carnea, 812 nucleotides. RefSeq lists its product as uncharacterized. The transcript has 3 exons. The record is from RefSeq and is a predicted model, not a curated record. Lineage: Eukaryota; Metazoa; Arthropoda; Insecta; Neuroptera; Chrysopidae. The coding region runs from base 76 to 630 and encodes 184 amino acids.
UUUAUGAAAAAAAAUAAGAAAAAAAUAAAAUAAUUUGUUUAUCAUUUCUACAAAAUACAAAAGCGGAAUAUUACAAUGGGCCUUCAAAAACCUGCCAGUUUAAUAACUAAUAUCGCAUUAGGAUGUGGAGCUGGUUACGCACUCCACUAUACGUUGACUUGGUAUCGUGGUUUUCGAUACGUACAUCUAAGUUAUGGAAUAAUGAUAAUAAAUGCUGGUUUUGGGGUAUUAUGUUAUUUGGGUUCAUCCUUUGAAAAGCCAUUCAAUUUUACAUAUGCUUUGCGUAAUCAAUUAUACAUGGGUGCUUUUAAUACUGAUUUGUAUUUACUGGAUGGAUAUGAACCAAAGUUUUUAUGUUAUGCACAUUUAUUGCCAGCAAUAGUUCCACUAUUUGGCAAUAAAGAAUUAACUGAUGUUUGUAUGAUAGCUCAGUUAAUAUCAAAUUACUUCUUUUGUGUGAAUAGUGGCUAUGAAUAUGUAUUUCAAACGGCUGCCACAGCUACACUUUACUUGUUAAUUUAUUUCAAGAAGUUAUCAUUUGAUGAUGUACUGAGCUUAGAUUCUAUUGAUUGGGAAAGUAUUGUAAUGAUUGGAUUCGCAUUGCUAUCGGCACGUGCCGUUGCUUAUUAACAAAUCGAAGUGUUGUCAAGAAAUUUUUGGAAAAUAUACUAAAAAUGGUUGUUUUAAAGAACUUAAUUGGUGGAAAAAAUAAUAUUGCCGAUUAACAAGUUGUUACUUCGUUUACAAAGAAAAGAAAGGUUUAAUCAUCAUAAAUUUUCGUUAAAAGUUUUUGAAUAAAAUAAUAUACCCUU